Molecule: messenger RNA, 2172 nt
Organism: Thermochaetoides thermophila DSM 1495
Lineage: Eukaryota; Fungi; Ascomycota; Sordariomycetes; Sordariales; Chaetomiaceae
Exons: 5
Coding region: 1-2172 (723 amino acids)
Biological process (GO): mRNA splicing, via spliceosome; regulation of alternative mRNA splicing, via spliceosome
Cellular component (GO): nucleoplasm
Molecular function (GO): N6-methyladenosine-containing RNA reader activity; mRNA binding
Source: RefSeq, a predicted model, not a curated record
AUGUCGAGCACACAGCAAGCCACUAAGAUGUGCCUGGAUGCGCGCGCCGCGGAGCUCAAGGAGAAGCUUCUGCGGAGCCGCAGCCAGAACCGAGCCAGCCAGGCAUCUCCCGCGCCGUCUAGCAUAGCACAGGCCAGCUCGAAGCCAGCCUCGCUCACCCCAUCGAGAACCUCGAGCACGAACUCGCUGGUCAGCUCUACCUCGGAGCGAACUGAUGCUCGUCAGAUGUCUGCCCAGCCCUCAUUUCAGGCCGAUGCUAACGACAUCGCUGCUUUGAUCUCGUCCAUCUCCUCGGCGUCUCGUGAAGAGGAUGUAGAUGGCUUGAGCAUUGACAUUGGCAAACACAGUGCCUUACAAAAUACACACACUCAGAAGUCGUCGUCUGCUAACGGACAGCCUUCCUUGCCAUCAACUCCUGCCAAGUUAAGCUUCUCAAUACCACCUAAACCUUCUGUUCUUGCCAAGGAUAGGAAAAUCCAGCAAUCCCUACGACAGGCAGAACUUGAGAGUACACCCUAUACGGGACAGGCUAUUGCGAACUGUAGUUCGGAUUUAGCUGCACUCCAGAAAAAUAGUAGAAUGCUAUCGAACUCGGAUAACAGCGGCGGGCAUGCCUCAAAGAAUAGCGACUCCGCCGUGACUGUCUACAAGACUGAAGAAGAAACUGCCUGCGCGGCCAUGUUAGGCGGCCGCUGGGAGUCUCCCCAGGAAGAUCCCCACAUAACCCAUGCAAAUAUAACUGACAUCGAUACAAUCAAGGUUUCAGCCAUAGCGGCAGCUGUCAGCGACAUAGAAAGUGGCGCCGAAUCUGCCAACAAUUCAACAGGAAUCGCAAACUACAGUAACCUUAUACAAUCUGCUCGCAGUGCCACUAUUAUAGCGCAAGAGACUGGGCAUCUACAGCCCGACAGUGCCUUCACCCAGCUGCUGGCUAUUAAUCCCGAUGUUAAAGAUUGGCUUGAACUCACCGGUUAUUAUGAUAUCGAUAUGCGCAGGCGUAAGCUAGAACGGUUUAGGAAAAUCAAGACUUUGGCCGCCGAAAAGAUGAGGAUCGAGGAAGAAGAGCGCAGGCUGCUGCAGGAAGAAGAGCUCGAGAUGACGGCCCAUCGUCCCACUGUUACUAGAAUUGUCAGCACUGUCCAUGGCGUUCCCGGACUGAGUACGGAAAACCCCGUUGCUGGCUUUCCAACCCCAAUUACGCCCGGUGUGCCAGCCGAGCCAAAGGAGACUCUUGCAAUGCCCCCUCCCUCAUUCACCCCUGCCAAAAGAGCGCUCGAAGACCGUAGGGAGGAGACCCGCAAGGAUAAAGUAGCCCGUGUUGCCAAUGACACCACUCCCUCGGAGAGCACUACUAUCGUCCACGAGAACAAGGACAACGAAGUUUCUGACCGUCGCCGGGACUCCCAUUCUAUGAAAGUUGAACCACGGGACUCAUCGCCGCAUCGUCGGCCACGUUCUGUGACCCCUCAUCGCGAUUACUACCGCAGUGGUUCUUCACGAGCGCGCGAGUCUUCGCGGCCCCGAGCACAUUCGCGUGCCCGAGACUACUCUCCUCGCCGUUCAGCCCGUCAAAGCUCCCGCUAUCGUACAGAGCAUGGCGACUAUGACCGCAGCCGCGAUCACCCGCGGCGAUAUGACCGCUACGACCCCAGCUAUCAACAGGUGCAGACAUAUCCGAUCCGCGUAGACCUUGGUCGCAAGGGUGAUACCCGUUUCUUUAUUGUGAAGUCUUUCAACGAGGAGAAUGUCCGGAGAUGCAUGGAAGAUGGUAUCUGGACUACACAAGUUCAGAAUGGCGAGAUCUUGUCGGACGCCUUUUCUAAGUGCAAAAACGUGAUCUUGUUCUUCUCCAUUAACAAAAGCCGGGCAUUCCAGGGAUAUGCCCGCAUGGCAUCGGCGCCGUCGCCAGAUACGCCCCGUCCGAAGUGGAUGAGCGGCCUGCACUGGGAUUCAACCCAUCCGUUCCGGGUACAGUGGCUGAGCAAGACGCCCGUGGAGUUCUGGCGCAUCGGGAAUAUCAAGAAUCCAUACAACGAAAACCUACCUGUCUUGGUCGGCAAGGACGGCCAGGAACUUGAGGAGGAAUGCGGUAGAAGCCUGCUCCGUGAAAUGGAAGCCGUGGCAUCACAGAGGUUGGUACAGCAACAGCAGCAGCAGCCGACGGCACAUUAA